This is a messenger RNA of Nerophis lumbriciformis (worm pipefish), 1764 nucleotides long. NCBI's taxonomy places the organism in Eukaryota, Metazoa, Chordata, Actinopteri, Syngnathiformes, Syngnathidae. The record is from RefSeq and is a predicted model, not a curated record.
AUGUCUGGAUUUAACUUCGGGACGGGAACACUCGGUGCCACCACCACCGCUGGUGGGGGAUUUUCAUUCGGAGCAGCAACCAGUGCACCUGCGGCUAGUACUGGUGGCUUCUCGUUUGGUAAUGCAUUGGGUGCUGCCGCUGCCACCCCUGCCACGACAACCAGCACAACCACGUCCCUUGGACUAGGAGGAAGUCUUUUUGGCCAGAAACCAUCCGGAGGGUUCUCGUUUAACACGCCGGCCACCGGAGCCCCAGCUGCUACAACAGCCUCAACUGGCUUCGGGCUAACAUUCAACAAACCCACUGGCUCAGCUGCGCCAUUUUCCCUCACCACUGCUACCACCACCUCCGCGUCUGUCCCUGGGGCAGGUUUAACAUUCGGCUCCGUCCUGACAUCGACGGCACCGCAGCAGCCGGCAGCGACAGGCUUCUCGCUCGGGCUUGGGAGCGCGACGACCACAGCGACUGCAGCAACCGUACCUUCGUUGGGCUCGGGCCUCUUUUCCAGCACGGUCGCUACAGGUUUGGGUCAGACCACUCUUGGAGGAGCAGGAGGGGGGUUAACAUUAGGGUCUUUAUUAAGCACCUCGACGGCAGCCCCGGCUCCUAGUAUUGGCCUGGGCGGGAUUGACUUCAGUACCUCCUCUGAAAAGAAGAGUGAUGCCUUAUCUGGAGCCACUGCCCAGGACAGUAAAGCUUUAAAGGAUGAGAACCUGCCUCCAGUCAUUUGUCAAGAUGUUGAGAAUUUCCAAAAGUUUGUCAAAGAGCAGAAACAGGUUCAGGAGGACAUCAGCAGGAUGUCAUCUAAGGCAAUAUCCAAAGUCCAAGAUGACAUCAAGACUCUCAAGCAGCUUAUCUCCGUCAGCGCCAGUGGUCUGCAGCGGCAGGCUCUGGCUAUUGACAAGCUAAAACUGGAAACUGCACAGGAGCUGAAAAAUGCUGACAUAGCACUUCGUACACAAAAGACCCCACCUGGACUGCAGCAUGAAAACACUGCUCCUUCAGAUUAUUUCCGCUGCUUGAUCGAGCAGUUUGAGGUUCAACUGCAGCAGUACCGACAGCAAAUCGAAGAGCUGGAGAACCACCUGACUACACAAAGUAGUGGCUCUCACAUCACCCCUCAGGAUCUGACCAUGGCUAUGCAGAAGUUAUAUCAGACGUUUGUUGCCCAGGCUGCCCAGCUCCAGUCAGUCCAUGAGAAUGUAAAGAUCUUGAAGCACCAGUACCUCUCUUACCGCCGGGCGUUUCUGGAGGACUCGACGGACGUCUUUGAGUCCAAACGGGCGUCAAACAGGAAAUGGCAGAGCACGCUACGUGUGACCACUGGUCCAGCCCCGUUCUCAAGUGUGCCAAACGCUGCAGCGGUGGCCAUGGCAGCCACACUGACCCAGCAACAGCAGCCGAACCCAGGGAACCAGGCACCCUUGGGUGGAGGGUUUGGCAACCCCUUUGCCACAGCAGUGGGCACUAGUUUGGGCUCGACCACUUUGGGAGGUUUUGGUGCAGGGCCAGGAUUUGGUGGGGUGGGGACUGGGGGUUCCUCUUUUGCCUUCGCCUCCACCACUAAGCCUACAGGAGGCAGUCUGAGUGCAGGUUUUGGUGCUACCAGCACCUCAGGCUUUAACUUCAGCAACCCUGGCAUCAACCCCUCAGCAGGACUGACAUUCGGGGUGUCCAACCCGCCCGCUCCCGGUUUCGGCACAGCUGCGCCGUUGCUGCAGCUCAAGAAGCCCCCUGCUGGUAAUAAACGGGGCAAAAGAUGA